Messenger RNA from Fraxinus pennsylvanica, 2961 nucleotides. Lineage: Eukaryota; Viridiplantae; Streptophyta; Magnoliopsida; Lamiales; Oleaceae. The record is from the annotation of a GenBank genome assembly.
AUGGCUUUUCUGAAACAGUUUUUGUUUCUGCUGAAGUUCUGCUUCUUCAUCAAUUUAGUGCAAUUUGCGAAUUCUUCUAACAGGGAUGCUGUAAUUUUGCUCGGGGUCAAGAACAGUCAACUCGAUGACCCAUUAGGAAAACUCGACGACUGGGUCGGGACAACUCGGAAUGCUCCUUGCAGCUGGAAUGGAAUUUCCUGUGACCCCCGCACUCUGGAUGUGGUUUCCAUUAAUCUCUCAAGCUUUAAUGUUUCUGGAAAUUUUCCGGCUGAUUUCUGCCGGAUUUCAUCCCUACAGAACCUCGAUCUCUCCAACAACAGUUUAGUGGGUCCCGUUACGUCUGAUUCCAUCUUUCUCUGUUCUCAUCUCCAGUCUCUCAAUCUCUCUUCCAAUUAUUUUGAUGGGAACUUGCCGGAGUUUUCGACGGAGUUUUUGAACCUGACCAUUCUAGAUUUUUCAUUUAACAGUUUCACGGGUGGAAUUCCUGGGACUGUUGUCAACUUGCCAAAUCUCCAGGUUUUAUCUCUUUUUUCGAAUCUGCUCGAUGGGUCAAUCCCUGAGAUUUUAUCAAAUUUAACUGAGUUGACUCGCUUAGAACUGGCUUAUAAUCCUUUUAGACCUAGUACACUGCCUGAAAACAUCGGAAGACUGACAAAACUUCAAAACUUGUGGUUACCUCUCACUAAUCUUAUGGGAAAAAUUCCCGACUCUAUUGGGAAUCUUGUUUCUCUUAAAAACCUGGACCUAUCGAACAAUAGUGUUACUGGAAAAAUCCCAGAAAGCAUUGGUGGAUUAAAAAACGUGGAACAAAUUGAACUGUAUAAGAACCAACUAUCUGGAGAAUUGCCAGACGCAUUCUUGAAUCUCACUUCUUUACUUCGAUUCGAUGCUUCGGAAAAUAAGCUUACUGGAGAGAUACCUGAAAGUCUUGCAAGUCUGCCCCUUGAAUCGUUGAAUCUCAAUGAUAACUCUUUGGAAGGUGCAAUUCCAGAUGUUUUAGCCUUAAACCCGAAGCUUAACAAGCUGCAUCUAUUUAUUAACAGAUUUUCUGGUACUUUACCGGGCAAUUUGGGUAUGAACUCAGAAUUGGAAGAUAUUGAUGUUUCUAAUAACAAUUUGGAAGGCCCAUUGCCUCAGAAUUUAUGUUACAGAAAGAAGCUUCAGCGUUUGGUACUUUUUAAGAAUAGGAUUUCAGGUUCAAUCCCAGAAUCAUAUGGAGAUUGCAGUAGUUUAACGUACGUGCGUAUUCAACACAAUGAACUCUCUGAAACUGUGCCUGAGGGAUUCUGGAGUUUCAGUGGACUUGAAUUUCUCGAGAUCAGUGAUAACAAAUUGGAGGGUUCUAUUCCGCCUGCGAUUUCCAAUGCAGAAGGCUUAACACAAUUAGUGAUCUUUGGCAACAAUUUUUCUGGCAAUUUGCCUUCAGAAAUUUGUGAUUUACAUGAGCUCGCUAUUGUGGAUUUAAGUAUAAACCGGUUUUCUGGUGAGCUGCCUUUGUGUAUCAUCAAUUUGACACAGUUACAAAGGUUUGACAUAAAGGAGAAUAUGUUCACCGGUGAAAUCCCGAAAACUAUUAGUCUUUGGAGGGAGCUCACAGAGUUGGAUUUUUCUCACAAUCGGUUUUCCGGUGUAAUUCCAGCCGAGUUAGGGAGUUUGCCGGUGUUAACAUACUUGGAUCUUUCCUGGAAUUCGCUCUCAGGAGAAAUUCCGAAGGAGUUGACUAAGCUGAAGCUUAACAAGUUUAAUGUCUCAAAUAAUAGGCUUGAAGGGAAAGUACCACUUGGCUUCAAUGCAAAGUUUUAUCUCUCAAGUCUAAUGGGCAACAUGGAUUUAUGUAGCCCGGAUCUGAAACCACUUCCUCCUUGCUCGAGAUCCAAACCCGUUAGCUUGAUGUUGGUUGGGAUAUUAUCAGUACUUGCAUUGAUACUUACUGGGUCACUUCUUUGGCUCCUAAUCAAGACCAAGAACUUUGUUACGUUUGGAAGUAAAAAUAAGCAGUCUUGCAAAAUCAUCUCUUUCCAGCAGGUUGGGUUCAAUGAAGAAGAAGUGUUGGCCUCUUUAACCAAUGAGAACCUUAUUGGGACUGGGAGAUCAGGUCGGGUUUAUCGAGUGAGGUUGAAGAGUGGAUUGAUCAUGGCAGCCAAGAGGUUCUGGGAGGUGGGGCGGCUACCAGAAUCCGAGAGGGUGUUCCAAUCAGAGGUGGAGACAUUGAGUCAAAUUCGACAUGCUAACAUUAUUAAAUUGUUGUUUAGUUGCAUGAACGAGGAUUUCAAGAUAUUGGUGUAUGAUUACAUGGAGAAUGGGAGUUUGGGAGAAGUAUUGCAUGGGGAGAAGGGUGGAGUAUUGUUGGACUGGCCUAGGCGGUUCGCUAUUGCACUUGGGGCUGCUCAAGGGCUUGCCUAUUUGCACCAUGAUUGUGUGCCCCCCAUUGUGCAUCGGGACAUUAAGUCCAACAACAUAUUGCUAGACAAGGAAUUCAGGCCGAAAUUGGCUGACUUUGGUUUGGCAAAGACAAUGCAUCAGGAUGGGGAUGAGGGGGAGCAAGUCAUGUCUCGCGUGGUUGGCUCUUACGGCUACAUUGCACCAGAAUAUGCUCACACGAUGAAGGUUACCGAGAAGAGUGAUGUGUAUAGUUUUGGGGUUGUGCUACUGGAAUUGAUAUCCGGUAAAAGUCCUAAUCAUUCCUCGUUUGGUGAGAACAAGGAAAUUGUGAAGUGGGCAACAGAGACUGCAUUUUUAUAUCCAGAACAAGGAAACGAAAAUAUUGAUGGCAGCAUCAAUAUUGUUUGUUUGGAUCAGAUAUUAGACAUUCGGCUGAUUCCAUCUGCAUUUGAAUAUCAGCAGGUAAAUAGGAUUCUGAAUGUGGCUUUAUCGUGCACUUCAGAAUUACCUGCAAACAGGCCCUCCAUGAGAAGAGUUGUCGAAUUACUCAAGCUCCAUCCCUCAGCUCAUAUGAAGUAA